AUGGCUCUUGUGAAUGCCAUGCUGCUGUCUACCAUGUAUUGGAUGCGGCAGGACAUGAGCCGUGCCUUCUUCCCACUGACUGUCAACCAACAUGUGCCGCCUGAGCAGCAUAGUGCGACCCGGCAAAUGUCGACCGCAGCGCAAGGAGGCUCACCGACGAUUAGUGUGGCUGCUGAUCAAGGCACCCCAAGGGCAGGCUACGGAGAAGGGCGAUUGGCUGCCAAUAGGGUCAACGUUGAACAAAGUGGGCUGUCGAGCCGCUUAGCAAGGCUAAUGCUCGCUCCCUGGGAUAAAGUGCCGCCGCGUCUGCAAGCGGCUUUGGUGUUUGACGUCGCCUUAGGGCGGGGGUCUAGAACACGCAUGGUAGCCGGCCAUAGGAGGCAGCCCGGCAGACGGAGGGAUUCCGGAUGGUGGAAGUGGAGUGGAGUGGGAUAUUUUGGGGGGCGCGAUACGAGGGCGAAAAAGGGAGAGGUAGGGCAGGCAGGCAGGCGAGGCGCGGUGUACAUGCGCUUGGAUGUUGUCUUCGACGAUGAGACGCCACGUUUGAGACCCACUCGACUCGUGGACCGCGCCCUGUGCAAAUGGCUGCAGACCAUCUCGUGUCCAAGCGACGCACGGCACGGCGUCGCGAGCUGGCUGACGAGAUGGGCAAUGGGUAACGCCCGCUUUGCGGAUUGUGUGUUAAGAGCACGUAGGAAGCUAGGAAGCAAGCAAGCACACACACACCAGCAACUGAAGGAUGGAAGGAGUGCUGCAAGCCCGGUGACCACUCGGUGCUUACUUUUCCGCGUACAAUGUCAGGUUGUGAUGCACAGUGUGGUACAGUUGGCUACGCCGCAAAGUGGGAGCGAGGAUCCAAAUGACCGAGGCAGCAAAGCAACCCGGAUGGAUGUAUUGGAUGGAUGGAUGGAUGGACAGACGACAACGACAACGACAACAACAGCAGCAGCGAGACAGGCAUCAUGUGCGGAGCCGGGCGCGGCUGCAGCCAAGCGGCGGUUGAUAAGGCGGGACGAAACCAGGGUUCCUUCUCGGCGCUUCGGCUGCAUCUCAUCAGCGCCCGCUCCGGGGAUUUGUGCGUGUCGAACGGCGAUGCCGGUUUGGGCGUGGCGGCCGUGGGGUUGUGGCCAGGGGAGGCGGCUACCAGUGCCAGUCAUGCCAUGCCAUGGCAUGGCAUGCGGCGAGGGCGAGGGCGAGGCGAGGGUGAUGCGGGCUAGCACCGGCGUCGGCGUCGACGUCGUGGUUGACGAGUCUAUAGCCAUAGCCAUAGCCAUAGCCAUGGCCGUGUUUCGAUGGGCAAAGGCCGGGCAGGGCCAGGGCGGCGGGUGCACUGGUUUCAAGGCGUGCGUGUGUGGAGCAUGGCGCUGGCCAAACGUUAAAGUGGUAUUUUUUUCCUCGCGCUCUUGUUUGUCUUUCUCGGCAUGCCUAAGCCCGGGCUGCACCAAUCUCCGCGAGCGUCUGCGCCGUUGGCUGUGUGACGCAGGCGGGUGCAUGGGUGCAUGGGGCGAGGGACAGUCUGAUGCUGCAUCCGUUGCACGUCGCGCCGCUUGCAGGGACGGGCUGGCUGCAUGUCGAUUUCUGGAAGACGGUCGGCUAGCCGCUGGGCCAAUGGCGUCGUCGGAACACCGCCCGCCCCAGAUGGCGCUUGGAUACCCAAGGGCCAGCAGAGUGGUUUGCCGGGUGCGAGGGGGGGAAUGGCAUGUGGAUGCCUGUACAUACUCGGUAGUACGGCGACAUGCCAUGCCUCGACGGGCACAUCGUGACUUAGAGGCCGAUGCUAUCGGCUGGCUCACCGUGGCCGCCGGCCUGCGCUUGGAGGCCCACGCCCACGCACUCACCACACACCACCACCACCCCCCCUCUUACCCCCUCCCACAACACCAGUACCGCCGGGCUUUGCCCCGUAAAUUGACUAUUCUGUACGCCUCCAACUCCGACUGCUGCUCGCCUGGCUGCCUCGCUGCCUCGCCGCUCGCCUGCCCUCAGCGCGGCUAA
This is a messenger RNA of Bipolaris oryzae ATCC 44560, 1995 nucleotides long. RefSeq lists its product as uncharacterized. The record is from RefSeq and is a predicted model, not a curated record. Lineage: Eukaryota; Fungi; Ascomycota; Dothideomycetes; Pleosporales; Pleosporaceae. Bases 1 to 1995 code for a protein of 664 amino acids. The transcript has 11 exons.